CCCCAGGACAAAUGCCAGGAGGAGGGACGCCAGGAUGCGGCUGGAUGGUGGGGUGGGAAGGUGGGCAGGUACCCCGGCUGCUGCUACUGCCGCAGGACGCGGUGCAGCAGUGGGUUCUUUGCAUCCUGGGAGCAGCAGCAGGUCAUCCGGGAAGCCCACAGGACCCUCAGGCGGGCAGGAUGAAUGACUGGCACAGGAUCUUCACCCAAAAUGUACUUGUCCCUCCCCACCCACAGAGAGCACGCCAGCUUGUGAAGGAAUCCACAGCUUUCCAGUGUGUCCUCAAGUGGCUGGAUGGACCGAUAAUUAGGCAGGGAGUGCUGGAGGUGCUGUCAGAGGUUGAAUGCCAUCUGCGAGUGUCUUUCUUUGAUGUUACCUACCGGCACUUCUUCGGGAGGACGUGGAAAACCACGGUGAAGCCGACGACGAGACCGCCGUCCAGGAUCGUCUUUAAUGAGCCCUUGUAUUUUCACACAUCCUUAAACCACCCUCAUAUCGUGGCUGUGGUGGAAGUGGUCGCUGAGGGCAAGAAACGGGAUGGGACCCUCCAGACAUCGUCCUGUGGAUUUGGAAUUCUUCGGAUCUUCAGCAACCAACCGAACUCCCCUACUUCUGCUUCCCAGGACAAAAGGUUGCAGCUGUACCAUGGCACCCCCAGAGCCCUCCUGCACCCGCUUCUCCAGGACCCCACAGAGCAAAACAAACACAUGACCCUCAUUGAGAACUGCAGCCUGCAGUACACGCUGAAGCCACAUCCGGCCCUGGAGCCCGCAUUCCACCUUCUUCCUGAGAACCUUCUGGUGUCUGGUCUGCAACAGAUCCCUGGCCUGCUUCCAGCUCAUGGAGAAUCUGGCGACGCUCUCCGAAAGCCUCGCCUCCAGAAGCCCAUCACGGGGCACUUGGACGACUUAUUCUUCACCCUGUACCCCUCCCUCGAGAAGUUUGAGGAAGAGCUGCUGGAGCUCCACGUCCAGGACCACUUCCAGGAGGGAUGUGACCCACUGGACGGUGGUGGCCUGGAGAUCCUGGAACGGCGCCUGCGUGUGGGCGUGCACAACGGUCUGGGCUUCGUGCAGAGGCCGCAGGUCGUUGUACUGGUGCCUGAGAUGGAUGUGGCCUUGACGCGCUCAGCCAGCUUCAGCAGGAAAGUGGUCUCCUCUUCCAAGACCAGCUCUGGGAGUCAAGCUCUGGUUUUGAGAAGCCGCCUCCGCCUCCCAGAGAUGGUCGGCCACCCUGCGUUUGCGGUCGUCUUCCAGCUGGAGUACGUGUUCAGCAGCCCUGCAGGAGCGGACAGCAAUGCAGCUUCGGUCACCUCUCUGUCCAACCUGGCGUGCAUGCACAUGGUCCGCUGGGCUGUUUGGAACCCCUUGCUGGAAGCCGAUUCUGGAAGGGUGACUCUGCCUCUGCAGGGCGGUAUCCAGCCCAACCCCUCGCACUGUCUGGUCUACAAGGUACCCUCAGCCAGCAUGAGCUCUGAAGAGGUGAAGCAGGUGGAGUCGGGUACAGUCCGGUUCCAGUUCUCGUUCGGCUCAGAAGAACACCUGGAUGCACCCGCGGAGCCUGUCAGCGGCCCCAAGGCGGAGCGGCAGCCUGCCAGGAAACCACCCACGUCCCCUUCCAGCCCGCCAGCGCCAGCACCUCGAGGUGUCGCUGCCCCGCAGGACUCGCCUGUGGGACCAGGGUUGUCGAUUUCCCAGCUGGCGGCCUCCCCGCAGUCCCCGACUCAGCACUGCUUGGCCAGGCCUACUUCACAGCUGCCCCAUGGCUCUCCGGCCUCCCCGUCUCAGGCACAGGAGUUCCCGUUGGAGGGCGGUAUCUCCCACCUGGAAGCUGACCUGAGCCAGACCUGCCUGGUCCUGGAAACCUCCAUUGCCGAACAGUUACAGGAGCUGCCGUUCACGCCUUUGCAUGCCCCUAUUGUUGCGGGAACACAGACCAGGAGCUCUGCAGGGCAGCCCUCGAGAGCCUCCAUGGUGCUCCUGCAGUCCUCCGGCUUUCCUGAGAUUCUGGAUGCCAAUAAACAGCCAGCUGAGGCCGUCAACCCUACAGACCCCGUGACGUUUAACCCUCAGAUGGAGGAAUCGGAUUGUCUACAAAGCAACGAGAUGGUGCUACAGUUUCUUGCCUUUAGCAGAGUGGCCGAGGACUGCCGAGGAACGUCAUGGCCAAAGACUGUGUAUUUCACCUUCCAGUUCUACCGCUUCCCACCCGCAACAACGCCACGACUGCAGCUGGUCCCGCUGGAUGAGGCUGGGGCUGGCCCUGGUGCCCUGACCCACAUCCUCGUGCCUGUGAGCAGAGACGGCACCUUUGAUGCUGGGUCUCCUGGCUUCCAGCUGAGGUACAUGGUGGGCCCUGGGUUCCUGAAGCCAGGUGAGCGGCGCUACUUCGCCCGCUACCUCGCCGUGCAGACCCUGCAGAUCGACGUCUGGGACGGAGACUCCCUGCUGCUCAUCGGCUCUGCCGCCGUCCAGAUGAAGCAUCUCCUCCGCCAAGGCCGGCCAGCUGUGCAGGCCUCCCAUGAGCUUGAGGUUGUGGCAACCGAAUACGAGCAGGACACCAUGGUGGUGAGUGGAGACGUGCUGGGGUUUGGCCGCAUCAAGCCCAUCGGUGUCCACUCGGUGGUGAAGGGCCGGCUGCACCUGACCUUGGCCAACGUGGGUCACCUGUGUGAACAGAAAGUGAGAGGUUGUAGCACAUUGCCACCAUCCAGAUCUCGGGUCAUCUCAAAUGAUGGAGCCAGCCGCUUCUGUGGAGGCAGCCUCCUCACAAGUGGAAGCUCGAGGCGAAAACACGUGGUGCAAGCACAGAAGCUGGCAGACGUGGACAGUGAGCUGGCCGCCAUGCUGCUGACCCAUGCCCGGCAGGGCACGGGGCCCCGGGACAUCGGCCGCGAGUCGGAUGCCACCCGCAGGCGUAAACUGGAGCGGAUGAAGUCUGUGCGUCUGCAGGAGGCCCGGGGAGAGUUGGGCCGGCGCGGGACGAGCGUGUUGGCCCAGCAGAGCGUCCGCACACAGCACUUACGGGACCUACAGGUCAUCGCCGCCUACCGGGAGCGCACAAAGGCCGAGAGCAUCGCCAGCCUGCUGAGCCUGGCCAUCACCACGGAGCACACGCUCCACGCCACACUGGGGGUCGCCGAGUUCUUCGAGUUUGUGCUUAAGAACCCCCACAACACACAGCACACGGUGACCGUGGAGAUCGACAACCCUGAGCUCAGCGUCAUCGUGGACAGUCAGGAGUGGAGGGACUUCAAGGGUGCUGCUGGCCUGCACACGCCGGUGGAGGAGGACAUGUUCCACCUGCGCAGCAGCCUGGCCCCCCAGCUCUACCUGCGCCCCCACGAGACCGCCCACAUCCCCUUCAAGUUCCAGAGCUUCUCUGCUGGGCCGCCGGCCAUGGUGCAGGCCUCUCCUGGGUUGAGCAACGAGAAGGGCACGGACGCCAUGUCACCUUGGAAGUCCAGCGCAGUGCCCACUAAACACGCCAAGGUCUUGUUCCGAGCGAGUGGUGGCAAGCCCAUCGCCGUGCUCUGCCUGACCGUGGAGCUGCAGCCCCACGUGGUGGACCAGGUCUUCCGCUUCUAUCACCCGGAGCUCUCCUUUCUGAAGAAGGCCAUCCGCCUGCCGCCCUGGCACACGCUUCCAGGUGCUCCGGUGGGAAUGCUUGGUGAGGACCCCCCGGUCCACGUUCGCUGCAGCGACCCGAAUGUCAUCUGUGAGACCCAGAAUGUGGGCCCGGGGGAGCCACGGGACGUGUUUCUGAAGGUAGCUAGUGGGCCGAGCCCGGAGAUCAAAGACUUCUUUGUCAUCAUUUAUUCGGAUCGCUGGCUGGCGACACCCACACAGACGUGGCAGGUCUACCUCCACUCCCUGCAGCGCGUGGAUGUCUCCUGCGUCGCAGGCCAGCUGACCCGCCUGUCCCUUGUCCUUCGGGGGACGCAGACAGCGAGGAAAGUGAGAGCUUUCACUUCGCACCCCCAGGAGCUGAAGACGGACCCCAAAGGUGUCUUCGUGUUGCCGCCUCGUGGGGUGCAGGACCUGCAUGUUGGUGUGAGGCCCCUCAGGGCUGGCAGCCGCUUUGUCCACCUCAACCUAGUGGACGUGGAUUGCCACCAGCUGGUGGCCUCCUGGCUCGUGUGCCUCUCCUGCCGCCAGCCGCUCAUCUCCAAGGCCUUUGAGAUCACGUUGGCUGUGGGCGAAGGGAAGGGUGUCAACAAGAGGAUCACCUACACCAACCCCUACCCCUCCCGGAGGACGUUCCACCUGCACAGCGACCACCCGGAGCUGCUGCGGUUCAGGGAGGACUCCUUCCAGGUUGCAGGUGGAGAGACCCACACCAUCGGCCUGCAGUUUGUGCCUAGUCAGAGAGUGGGGGAGGAGGAGAUCCUGAUCUACAUCAAUGACCAUGAGGACAAAAACGAAGAGGCAUUUUGUGUGAAGGUCAUCUACCAGUGAGGGCUUGAGGGUGACAUCCUUCCUGGGGCGCCUGGCUGGGGCCUGUCUGCCUCUCCUGCCCUGCAGGCCGUCCUCCCCACCUCUCCUCAGCCUUUGACCUCAGGGCCCACCACUUGGCUGAGGAAGCAGAGAGCACGCGCUGGUCAUUUUGUAGUACCUGCGUCCGGCUCAGCGGCUGCUGACACCCAGCAGGCCUGGGUUCCGUGAGUGUGAACUGCAUGGCGGUGGCUCUCGCUCUGGUGCUGCCGUCUGCACACGUGGGACCCUCAUUAUCUCUGUUGCUCAAAAUGUAUUUUAUGAAUCAUCCUAAAUGAUAAAAUUAUGUUUUUCUUACUGGAUUUUGUACAAACAUAAUCUAUUAUUUGCUAUGCAAUAUUUUAUGCUGGUAUUAUGUCUAUUUUUUAAAUUGUUGAACAAAAUACUAAACUUUUACAUGUCA
Molecule: messenger RNA, 4896 nt
Organism: Piliocolobus tephrosceles (Ugandan red Colobus)
Lineage: Eukaryota; Metazoa; Chordata; Mammalia; Primates; Cercopithecidae
Gene: NPHP4
Product: nephrocystin 4
Exons: 30
Coding region: 12-4457 (1481 amino acids)
Biological process (GO): negative regulation of canonical Wnt signaling pathway; protein localization to ciliary transition zone
Cellular component (GO): ciliary base; ciliary transition zone; cytoskeleton
Source: RefSeq, a predicted model, not a curated record